Nasonia vitripennis (jewel wasp) is the source of this 12240-nucleotide messenger RNA. RefSeq names its product neurofibromin (gene Nf1). NCBI's taxonomy places the organism in Eukaryota, Metazoa, Arthropoda, Insecta, Hymenoptera, Pteromalidae. Bases 1856 to 10192 code for a protein of 2778 amino acids. The record is from RefSeq and is a predicted model, not a curated record. The transcript has 26 exons. Gene Ontology annotation, biological process: regulation of GTPase activity.
ACUUUCGUAAAUGGCGGCGUUCUGAUCUAUAGCGCGCGCGUGCUCGUCGUCUCCGCGAGUAGGGGAGCGAGUAAGGACACACGCACACACACACGCACAUAACUACAUAAGUAUAAGUGUGCAUCCUUUGAUCUCCCGUUGCGUUGUCUGUUUUUCGCUCUCGUUUCCGCUCGUGCCUAUACACCGCCGCCGCGCAUGUACACAAGACAGCCUCAGGCCGCUAUACUGCACCUGCAGUCUAUACAACGCAUGAGGGGGCCGACUGACAACGACGAGACGAGACGAGAGAGAAAGAGCGAGUGACACAUAUAUUCUACUGCCGACUGUUCGCAUCAGGUAGAAACAAACAAAGUGCAGCGUCUCUUUUUUAUCGAAUGCCAUUUUUGGCUCGCUCUUCCAUCCUACACUAUAUUUUAUUAUUAUAUAUAUAUACGCGACUGCAGGCACACGCGCUUGUUGCGCGCUAUGUAUAGUUUUUGCGUAUAUAUUCUGGCGCGACUGCUCGCUGCAUGAGCGCGACGACGUCGAUGUGGGGACCUGCUGCGCUGUAACGAGGAAUGUUUCUAACCUCAAACGCGACGAGCUUCGCUGUUGUAUAAUAUGAUCGCGCGCCGUAUUUCAUUGAAAUAUAGCAAUUUGUCACUGGACAAUGCUGCUACUUCAACUGGGACUAUCAAGCUUGAAGGAGGCUCAGUUUCGAAAGCCAGUUGAAUGCUCCCUUCAACAAUAACAGUCUCGUUCAACUGUCAUCUCAAGGCAAAGUUUUGUUUACGCUUUUGCUGAGAACGUGCAGUGAAAGCUCUGUUGCCGAAGUGAAAAAACAGCUAGAAAGCCAAGUUACAGAAGCAGCAUAACCUCUCGCGCAUCGAGUAAGAUCUAGUCCCUCUCGGCUCGUGUCAGUGUCUGACCCUCUCAUUCUCUCCAACAGGCGUAUACCUAUACAUCGGGUGGUCUACUCGCGCGCAGUACAGAGCACACGUGUGCGCGCUAGCGAGAGAGAGAGAGAGAGAGAGAGAGAGAGAGAGAGAGAGAGAGAGAGAGAGAGAGAGAGAAAGAGAGAAAGAGAAAGAGAGCUGGCUCUCCUCUCUCCACGUCUUUUCUCUCGGUCUACUAGAAGUGCUACCUACUCGUGUCGGCUCCAUGUAUCUCCUGCACAUGGAAGGAGAAGAAAGCAGCAGCAGCAUCCGAGGGACAACUAGAAGCGCACUUUAGCAGCUGCACAGCGAGAAAUCCCGGCGAGAGAAAGAGAGAGAGAGAGAGAGAGAGAGAAAGAGUGCUCCCUCCCUCCUCUCUCUUUGCUCUUCCACGCUCGCUAUACACUGGCAGCAGCAGCAGCAGCAGUAGUGCGUGUGCGGCGUCGUCCAGCAGCAGCAACGUCGCCGCCGACGACGAGGACGACGACGGUGACGACGACGUUACAGAGGAAGUAAAGUGCGGGUAUACGGACUCGUUGACGUCGUCUCGAGCAUGAGGAGGACGAGGCCGCGGACGGCGCCGAAGACGGGGUCGGGCGGCAAGAAGCCGCUUGGGCUAGCCUAACUCCUCCUUCCUCUCUCUCCUUCUCUUUCUCCCUGUGUACAGCCGAGAUCGGAGAGGACUUAUACUACUUAUCGAGUCUAAGCCUAACCCCUCCUUCCUACCUCUCUUUCUCUUUCUCCCUGUGUACAGCCGAGAUCGGAGAGGACCUAUACUACUUAUCGAGUUCGAGCGUAGAAGAGCGAGAGAGAGAGAGAGAGAGAGCAGCGGCGGCUUCGUCGAGUCCCGCCCCACGCGUCAGUCAGCGUCUUUGGAUCGCGACGUCGAGAGUUGCCUGCUCUCAGAGGGACGACACAAACCAACAUCAGCUUCGGUGACGAUGGGCACGCAGAAGCCCGGCGAGUGGGCCAAUUCGCUGAUUGCGCGAUUCGAGGACCAGCUACCAUGCCGGGCCGGUCCGCAAACUACGCACUCGCGGCUGAACGAGGAGAAGAACAAAAGAUGCCUGAUCCUGAUAUCUCGGCAUCGAUUCUCCCUGGUGAUCUCUGGGCUGACGAAUAUCCUGAAGCGGGUGAACGAAAUGGUGCCGAGCGGCGUCGGUGGCCAGCGCUCGUUUCAAUGCAGCGACCACGACCGGCACCGCUACGAGUCCAUCAUCAUUGUCCUCGACACCCUCGAGAGUUGCCUCGCCAACCAGCCCAAGGACACUACCAAGUACGACGAGGCGAUGAACGUCAAGCUACUCCUACGCGAGAUCUGCCAGUUUAUCGAUAUUCCAAAUGACAGUCCUCAGAACGCACAUCUGAAAAAUCUGGCAAGCAAAGUCUUAUUCGCCCUCAGUUUGAAUUUCUUUAGCGCUGUUUUCAAUCGGAUUUCCGCUCGUCUUCAAGAACUCUCAGUAUGCAUCGAGGAAAAUCCGGAUUACAGUGAUAUAGAACUGAUACAGCAUAUUAAUGUUGACGUUGAUAGACUUACCAAACUUUUAACUGAAAUAAACCAAAAAUUCCGGCAACUGAAGAAAUCGGCGCACUUUGUGCUUAUGAGUUCUUUAGAAAAGGCUGUUUGGAACUGGAUGGAUACGUAUCCUCAAGAAUUUGCAGAUCUCCAGAAGAAUCCAAACGAUGAGCUUGUCAAAGCGUGCGGUGAACUCUUCGAUAUUCUGGACACAUUUGCAGACAACAAGAAGGGCCGAGUGGCCGCGGUUUGGCCCUUGCAGAUCAUGCUGCUCAUACUCACACCCAAGGUGCUCGAAGAGAUCGUCAAUGCAGAUAUGGGCGCGCCCUACUCGCCAGAGCACAAGAAGAAAAAAUGUUUUAUAGAUAGUGUGAAAAAAGGCCUAGUUGCUCAUGGAGGCUCAAAUCGACAACUUGUCGAAGCGGCUGCCCUUACUUGCGUCAAGCUCUGCAAAGCCUCAACCUAUGUCAGCAAUCUUGACUCAAACAACGUGAUAUUCACUCUGGUGCAGCAUGUCAUACACGAUUUGAUAUCCUUGCUUUUCAAUCCGAACAAGCCUUUCUCCCGGGGCCAGAGUAACGUCGCACAAGACAUCGAUCUCAUGAUCGACUGCUUCGUCAGCGUCUUUCGCAUCAUGCCGCACAACAACGAAGUCUUCAAAGUCUGUCUCAAUCUGAAUUCGCCAUCGACGUAUCAAUUCGUGCUCAUUAGCUCUUUGUACAAAAUUGUCAGUCAGCCUAGACUGCCAUGGUGGCAGCAAAUCGAUCUCGUUUACUCGCGUAGUGCAGAACUGCGAAACAUGUUUACAGAUACGUUAAAUAAAGUUUCUCAAAGUUACAUAUCACAUACACCGUUGCGUAUGAUACAGAGCUUCACGCUAAAAGGCAAGGAACAGAGCAAAUACAAAGAUCGUGGAGAGGAGGUUACCAGUUAUAGAAAUCUUUUGCUUUGGAUGGUUCGACUGAUACAUGCUGAUCCAAUGCUUAUGUUAAAUAAUCAAGGUAAAGCUGGCCACGAAAUUCAAAGUUCCACCUUGGAGUUGAUCAACGGUUUGGUCUCUCUCGUUCAUCAGCCGACCAUGCCAGACAUUGCACAUGAAGCUAUGGAGGCCCUUCUUGUACUCCAUCAUCCCGAUAAGAUUAAGGCCUGGAAUCCAGAAGCACCUAUCAAUACUUUCUGGGAUGUCAGUUCACAGGUCCUUUUUUCCAUAUCGCAGAAACUCAUACAGCAUCAGAUCGUCAACUACACCGAUAUUCUGAAGUGGUUACGAGAGAUUCUCAUUUGUCGUAACAUUUUUCUAUCACAGAAUAAAGACUGUGCCAAUGUAGGCAGCCAGAUUGCUAUCUGCAAACAAGCGCACAUUAAACUAGAGGUCGUUUUCUUCAUGUACCUGUGGAGCAUAGAUAUGGAGGCAGUAUUAGUCGCCAUGUCCUGUUUUUCACUGCUCUGCGAGGAAGCCGAAAUACGUUGCGGUAGCGAUGAGGUGGCUGUUACCUGUCUGCUACCAAAUUAUCUCUUGUAUGUUGAACUAGCUCAAGCUUCUACUGUUCUUACCACUGCCAGCGGAGAGAGUAGGAUUUGUUAUCAUGAGAACAAUCACGGUCGCGCAGCCUUACAAAAACGAAUAAUGGCUCUUCUCAGGAAAAUUGAACAUUGCGUUAAUGGAGUUCAACCUGCUUGGGAAGAAACUUUUCGUAACUGGGAGCAAACUUGCCGUCAGCUAACGAACUACCCAAAAACCAAAGCUGAGGACGGACAAGUCGAGUCGUUCCAUCGAAGUGCAGGAAAACGUCGUGCUUCGCAUCAGAACUCUGAACACGAACUCGAGGAACAGAUAAACGAGUGGGCUAAUAUGACAGGCUUCCUUUGCGCACUUGGCGGCAUCUGCCUUCAACGUCGUUCUCCUAACAGACCGUUGUCUGGUUUGCCACUAAAUCCCGAGCCAAAGAAGGGUUCAGGCAAGCAGCAGCAUCAACAGCAAUCGGAUAAUGUCUCGUGCCUAUCCAACUCCAGCCAGGAGGUCCAGUACUGUCCCGUCACGCAGUUCGUUUUUAACCUGCUUCGUCUACUCAUCUGCAACAACGAAAAAUUCGGGCCGCAAAUACAGAAACACGUGAAAGAACUUGUCGGUCACGAGAUGAGCCCAGCCCUGUAUCCGAUAUUAUUCGAUCAGAUUAAGAGUAUUGUCGAGAAGUUUUUCGAUCAGCAAGGACAAGUCAUACUUAUGGACGUCAAUACUCAGUUUAUCGAGCACACGAUAUUUAUUAUGAAGAAUGUGUUGGAUUCCAAAAUCGAUCAACUUUCGGAAUACUUGGUAAUGACGAGCAUCGAAGGUAUGACUCUGGCCAUUGUGCGCUAUGUACGUCAUCUCGACAUGACUGUGCACGCCAUACACAUCAAGACGAAGCUGUGUCAAUUAGUCGAAGUGAUGAUGAAGCGUCGAGACGAUCUGGCUUUCAGACAAGAGAUGAAGUUCCGCAAUAAACUAGUUGAGUACCUUACUGAUUGGGUAAUGGGUACCACACACCCCAUAGCGCCACCAGGUGGUAGCGAUUCUACACUUAUAACCAGGGAACUGGAUCAAGCUUGCAUGGAGGCAGUAGGUGCGCUUCUACGCGGUUUACCCCUGCAGCCCGAAGAAUCUGACCGUGGCGAUCUAAUGGAAGCCAAGUCUCAACUGUUUCUCAAAUAUUUCACUCUAUUUAUGAAUUUGUUGAACGACUGCAAUGACGCCGCUGCCGAAGAAAAGGAAGUCGUCUCGCGGCAGCGUCUAACCACCGGCAAACUUUCGACUCUUAGGAACGCUACCAUUCAAGCCAUGAGUAAUCUGUUAAGUGCGAAUAUCGACAGUGGACUUAUGCAUUCUAUAGACUUAGGAUACAACCGCGAUUUGCAGACAAGGGCUGCCUUUAUGGAGGUAUUGACGAAAAUUCUGCAACAAGGUACGGAGUUCGAUACCCUGGCCGAGACCGUAUUGGCUGAUCGUUUUGAGCAGCUUGUCCAGUUAGUAACAAUGAUCAGCGACAAGGGAGAGUUGCCAAUAGCAAUGGCACUGGCCAAUGUUGUCACGACCAACCAGAUGGACGAAUUGGCGCGCGUCUUCGUCACCCUCUUCGACGCCAAGCAUCUGCUUUCUCCGUUACUUUGGAACAUGUUCUAUCGGGAGGUCGAGGUUUCGGACUGUAUGCAAACGCUCUUUCGGGGUAACAGUCUUGGCAGCAAGAUUAUGGCUUUUUGCUUCAAAAUCUACGGAGCUAGUUAUCUGCAGAGCUUGUUGGAACCUUUGAUAACACCCCUUUUAAGCGAUCCGAUGACAAGCUUUGAGGUAGACAGUGCAAGAAUUGACGUAAAUGAGGAUAUCGAGCAGAAUGGCAGAAAUCUAAUUGCUCUUACGCAGAAGGUUUUUGAUGCUAUUGUGUCUUCCGCUGAAAGAUUUCCGCCGCAACUGCGUUCGAUGUGUCACUGCCUUUACCAAGUAUUGAGCAAGCGCUUCCCUCAGUACCCACAAAACAACAUCGGUGCUGUGGGCACGGUGAUAUUUUUGCGCUUUAUCAACCCGGCAAUAGUAUCACCUCAGGAAAUGGGAAUCGUCAACAAGCCUGUGCCGCCACCGGUCAAGCGCGGCCUCAUGCUCAUGUCUAAGAUUCUGCAGAACAUUGCUAACCACGUAGAGUUCAGCAAGGAGCAGCACAUGCUUCCCUUUAAUGAUUUUCUACGAGCGCACUUUGAGAUAGCCCGGCGCUUCUUCAUUCAAAUAGCCUCAGACUGCGAAACCGUCGACCAGGCCAACCAUCCUAUGUCCUUCGUUUCGGAUGCAAAUGUGCUUGCGCUGCACCGGUUGCUUUGGAAUCACCAGGAGCGUAUAGGCGAUUACCUGAGCAGCAGCCGCGAUCACAAGGCUGUGGGCCGGCGACCUUUCGAUAAGAUGGCCACGCUUUUGGCUUAUCUCGGUCCGCCCGAGCAUAAACCCGUCGAUUCACAUCUGCUGUUUUCAUCUUCAUACGCCAGAUGGUCUAGCAUCGAUAUGUCAUCAACGAAUUUCGAAGAAAUAAUGGUGAAACACAACAUGCACGAGAAGGAUGAGUUCAAGAACAUAAAGAGUCUAAACAUUUUCUAUCAAGCUGGAACUAGUAAACUGGGCUAUCCGGUAUUUUAUUACAUUGCCAGAAGAUACAAAAUCGGUGAAUCAAAUGGCGAUCUUCUAAUUUACCACGUAAUCUUGACACUAAAACCGUUCUGUCACUCGCCAUUCGAGCUGGUCAUCGACUUUACGCAUACAUGUUCAGACAACCGCUUUCGUACGGAAUUCUUACAGAAGUGGUUUUACGUACUGCCUGAGGUAGCUUAUGAGAACAUUCACGCAGCCUACAUUUACAACUGCAACAGCUGGGUACGAGAAUAUACUAAGUACCACGACCGCAUCUUGGCGCCCCUUAAGGGCAAUCGUAAGGUUUUCUUCGUCGACGGACCCGGCCGAUUUAAAGACCACAUUGAAUUGGACCAACAACGGUUGCCCGGCGCCACACUCUCGCUGGACGAGGAUCUCAAGGUCUUCACAAGUGCUCUUAAAUUAUCGCACAAAGACACUAAGGUGUCGAUCAAGGUUGGGCCUACUGCUAUACAAAUAACUUCGGCUGAAAAGUGCAAGGUUCUAUCUCACUCCGUACUACUCAACGAUGUCUACUAUGCUUCCGAAAUCGAGGAGGUCUGCCUCGUCGAUGAUAAUCAAUUCACGCUUACCAUUUCCAACGAGGCUGGUCCACUCUCUUUUAUUCACAAUGACUGUGAUAGCAUCGUUCAAGCAAUUAUUCACAUUCGCAAUAGAUGGGAACUUUCCCAGCCCGAUUCGAUGUCGGUUCAUCCGAAGAUUCGGCCCAAAGAUGUACCUGGCACAUUGCUGAACAUGGCACUUCUAAAUUUGGGUAGUUCUGAUCCGAAUCUUCGCACAGCUGCUUACAAUCAGCUAUGUGCACUGACGGCGACUUUCGACCUUAAGAUCGAGGGUCAGCUACUCGAAACGUCCGGUCUCUGCAUUCCCUCGAACAACACCAUCUUCAUAAAGCAUCUGAGCGAGACUCUAGCAGCCAAUGAUCCUCAUCUGACUUUAGAGUUCCUGGAGGAGUGCAUACAGGGCUUCCGAGUUUCAACGAUUGAAUUGAAACAUCUCUGCUUAGAGUACAUGACACCCUGGUUGAAUAAUCUUGUACGUUUCUACAAGCCUAGCGACGAAGGCGGCAAACGCCAGAAGCAGGUCACUCAGAUACUUGAGAAAUUAAUCACGUUGACUAUCGAAGAAGUAGAAAUGUAUCCAAGCAUUCAAGCAAAAAUUUGGAGUACUAUAGGUCGACUACCAGAUUUAAUAGAUACGGUUUUGGAUAACUUCAUCCAACGAAGCGUGCGUUAUGGCUUCGGUUCUCCUAUGGUCGAGAUAAUGGCUGAUACUGCUGUAGCUUUGGCCUCUGGAAACGUACAGCUUGUUGCAAAGAAGGUUAUCAGCCGAUUGUGCCGAGUCGUUGACAAAACUUGUACCUCGCCAACGCCGCUACUCGAGCAGCAUGCGAUGUGGGAUGACAUCGCGAUAUUAGCGCGUUAUUUACUCAUGCUAUCCUUUAAUAACUGUCUAGAUGUGGGCAAGCAUUUACCAUAUCUCUUCCACACUGUGACUUUUCUCGUCUGCUCAGGCAGCUUGAGUAUGAGGGCCUCGACUCACGGCCUUGUUAUCAAUAUUAUACAUUCGCUUUGUACCUGCAGUUCGCCGUCGUUUUCUGAAGAUACAUAUAGAGUACUAAGGAUGAGCCUUGACGAGUUCUCUCUGCCUAAAUUCUAUUUGCUCUUCGGUAUCAGCAAAGUCAAAUCUGCCGCUGUGACUGCUUUUAGAUCAAGCUAUCGUCAUUCAAAUGAAAAAUGGUUCGGCAAUGAACGCAGCAUCGUAGCCUCUCAGGACCGUGAGAGACUCUCUCUGACCAGUCUAGAAGUCAUUACAGACGCUUUACUGGAGAUUAUGGAGGCGUGUAUGCGCGACAUACCAAAGUGUGACUGGCUCAGAACUUGGACUUCCCUCGCUAAAAGCUUUGCUUUCUGUUUUAAUCCCGCAUUGCAGCCUCGCGCUCUUAUCGUCUUUGGGUGCAUCAGUAAGAGCAUUACUGACCAAGAUAUUAAGCAAUUGCUUCGCAUCCUCGUUAAAGCUCUUGAGAGCUUUAACGACAUCACUCUACUCGAGUCCAUAGUUAUGUGUCUCACUCGGUUGCAGCCUCUGCUGAGACCGGUAAUUUUCAUGCUCUACAAAUUCUUUUCAUACAUAGUUAACAGUCAUCCUUAUAUGGUUAAUAAUUUUCAGGAAUCGCCGAUUCAUCGCUACCUUUUCUGGGUUGCAACUUCUGUGCUCCAGUUAGAUGAGGCAUCGCUAUAUGCCUCGGGGUUGGCAUUACUCGAACAGAAUCUGCACACUUUAGAUUCUCAGGGUACUUUUGAUGACAAGACCUUAGAGUGUGUGAUGAUGUCUACCCGCGAUCCACUAGAGUGGCACUUCAAGCAGCUUGACCACGCUGUCGGACUUUCUUUCAAAUCCAAAUUUCACUUUGCUCUUGUUGGACAUCUGCUGAAAGGCUAUCGUCAUCCAACGCCCACGACUGUCACCCGGACCACGAGAGUACUCACGAUGCUGCUUGCAAUUGUCGCAAAGCCUCUAAGAAGGGACAAAUUUGAGGUCACUCCUGAGAGCGUUGCAUAUCUAGCUGCUUUAGUAUCCAUAUCUGAAGAAGUUAGAAGUAGAUGCCACAUUAGACAUUCAUUGAGUCGAAGUAUUGGUGAAUCCGGUAGCUCUGACUUUUUGGAUACUCUCGAUUCACAUUGUGUAGAGAUUUCCGCUAGUACAAGUAAUCCAGUGAACCGAAGACAAAAAUCUUUUGAUUUACUUGACCAAACCGCAAUAAGCCAAGCUAAGCUUCGAGCAUAUUAUCCACCGCAUCAUCAGACUGGCCGAAUUUUAUUUAAAACGCAGCGAUCCUUCUCCAUGCCCUCGACCAAGGAAGCCAAAGCAAAUGAUGAGCUUGAGGCAAAGAAUCGAAGUGCGCGCGUAAGCGUGAGCAAUGAGAACAACGUGCUUCUCGACCCAGAUGUGCUGACGGACUUUUCGACGCAAACCCUUGUUUUAACAGUUUUAGCCACACUUGUCAAGUAUUCAACGGAUGAAAAGGAAACUAGGAUCUUAUACGAAUAUCUUGCUGAAGCUUCAGUUGUCUUCCCCAAGGUCUUUCCUGUGAUUCAUAAUUUGUUGGAUGCAAAAAUUAACAGUGUUUUAACAUCUUGCCAUGAUCAGGCAAUACUAAACUCGGUACAGGCAAUCAUUCAAAAUAUGAUUGCCUGCGAAGAUACAAGUCAACAGCAGCUUCACUAUUUACAAAGUUGCGGAUUUGGUGGACUCUGGAGAUUUGCUGGACCAUACACAAAGUGCAAUCGUACUGCAGAAAGUGCAGAGCUGUUUGUUAACUGUUUGGAAGCGAUGGUCGAAACAUGCUUGCCAGUAGAAGAGUCUGAAAGUGCAAGUCAGAGUGAGGUUUCUUCUGAUCCAGCAAAGCGCGAAAGUACGUCAGAUUCAUCCAAAACCAGUUCGUUGUCUGAUGCUAAGGCGCGCAAUCUUUCGGAAGAAAGCAGUUCCUCUUCAUCAUUUGAUCGCAAAGAUCAUCCCGCGGAACGACAAAUGGAUAAACCAGACACAAAUAAGGCAGCCUCGACUAUAAGUAGCGGAAGUUCACAUCCCUAGCGUUUGGCCCGAGAGACUGGAUCUCAAAGAGGCAGUAGAUCACGCAACCAGGAGCAACAUGGCCAACGACAACAAAUUCGACUGAGGACCGCAGAACUUUUAGCUCCCUGCUACUGUUGUUACAUGUCCAGUCAAAUAAAUCCAGUACCGUCCACUUCGCGUUAACGUGCAGAUUUAAAGGAAGAAAAGAAGAUCGCAAUUACGUUCGACGUUGAGUGUAGUUGGGUUCACGGAGUUAUUUUAGAUAUUCGCGUCACGUAUAUUUUUGUUUUAACACUGACGAGUCCUUAUGCUCAAAGUGAAGAAAAAACACCAAACUAUUAUUAUAUUAUAUUAUAUAUAUAUAUAUACGAACGUUGUAUAAAUAUCGAUAAUUUAUCUCAGAGUACAAAAGGAGACCAGAGACCACUCUUGUCCUAUUCCGCAGUUUGUAGGAAGCGCCAAAGGCACAAAGUCUUUUUAUUGAUAUGGGACACAAAAAAAGUCGCUGCCAGGCUGCUGGGACUUGCGCCUUUUUAGGAUCUUUGUAGAUGACUGAAGCGGGAAAAUUCUUUCUUAUUCACCAAAGGUUAUAUUCUGUCUGAUAAAAAUUAUAAAAUUUAGACUCGUAAAGAGAAAGACUAUACGUUCCGUGAAAAGGAAAAAAGAUCUAUAUAUAUUUUUAGGUAUGUUAAGUGAAUGUGAAAGGAAGUGAAUUAUAGGUGUGCAAGGUUAUAUUAUAUUCGUUAAUUAGGUUGUAAAAUUUAAGAAUAUGUAGAGUACUGUUAUUUUUAUUGAUGGGAUGUCGGAGCUAUGCUCAUUUAUUGACAAUUUUCUACUGGAAAUAUUGCGCAUUGAUCACACAAAUAAAAAUCGAUGGAUGCCUAAAGCACGGAACUGUAAUCCUGUAUGCUUGUUUUCAUUACAAGUUUCACAAAUGAGACGCGAGUCGUCAUUCGAUUCGAAAAAACACAUAUGUCGAUACGUAUAAAUCGAAACUUGAUGGUCUAUUAUGUCAAACACAAAAUAUCGCUGAAAUUGAAUAAUUUUUGCUCCGACAACCCUUUGAUACAGAACUGUGAUUCUCCCUUUAGUUCUGCUGGGCCUAAGUGGAUUCUCAAGCGGAGAAUCGAAAAUGUUUAUUGCUCUCAACGAAAAAUUGUCUUUCGUUGGCUUGCCAUUUGCAACUUUCAAUUUUCUCGUAUGAUAAUCGCUUAAGAGACGCUUUAACCGUUUUAUUUUUUGCAAAACGUUAACUAUGAGCGUCGACGACGACAAUGAUGAAUUCCAACUGUGAUUAGCUCCACCAAACACCCAAUAGGACUAUACGGCCCUAACUUUUAAGCAAGCUCGAUGUUAUUCGUAGAGUAUUAAUAUUGCAUAUCGGAGACUCGAUGUUUGAAAGCUCUCUCUCGUACCUGCUGGCUAACUUUACCUUGUUGAAUGAUGAAAAGAACAGCAAUUUUAUGUUUUCAUUUUUAUUUCUCUUCGUUGUCAACGCAAGCCAGACUCCUAUACACUUCGUUACGGUCGUACUGUGAAAAUAAAAAAUAAAAUAUAUGUUAUAAAAAAAAGAAUAAGUAAACACCAAUUAGAUGGGAAAGAGCCGCGCUUUGUAUACAUGUUGUUGUCCUAGUUUGUAAACAGGCGCACAAGGAUUCUUUAACAAAAAGAUUAAAAAUUAAUAUAAAAAAUAUAAUGAAAGAGAAAAAAGCAGAAAAAUAAACGACAUUUUAAUCAACACAUCGAAAAUAAAAUCUCCGCGAGGCCUAUCGAGCGCAUAUAGGGCCUAUCGCUUCUCUCUGAAUGUGAUGUGUAAUUUAUAUUAUUACUUCGUAUGUGUAAAUGAUAUAAAUGAGUUAAUGAAAGAGCCGCUACUUGCUAUACGUUAAAAGGAAAGAUUUAUUACAUAUAUUAUAUAUAUAAAAAAGAUGAAAUUAACUGAUCGUCAAAGCCUAAAGCCGAGUUUCGAUGUUUCUGAAGAUAUCGAUAUGAGUAUUACGUAAGUAGCAGAAAUACGCGUUAUUGUAUAAUGUCUGAAACUAAAUAUAACAUAUGUCUAUACUUUA